Messenger RNA from Brassica napus (rape), 540 nucleotides. Its product is annotated as DNA-directed RNA polymerase II subunit 7-like. Gene Ontology annotation, biological process: positive regulation of translational initiation; positive regulation of nuclear-transcribed mRNA poly(A) tail shortening; transcription initiation at RNA polymerase II promoter. Bases 1 to 540 code for a protein of 179 amino acids. Gene Ontology annotation, molecular function: single-stranded RNA binding; translation initiation factor binding; single-stranded DNA binding. Gene Ontology annotation, cellular component: RNA polymerase II, core complex; P-body. The transcript has 7 exons. NCBI's taxonomy places the organism in Eukaryota, Viridiplantae, Streptophyta, Magnoliopsida, Brassicales, Brassicaceae. The record is from RefSeq and is a predicted model, not a curated record.
AUGAGUAUAACCAGAGUGUUCUUCCACAUAGUUUUGGAGCGCAACAUGCAAUUACAUCCACGAUUCUUUGGUCAAAACCUUCGUGAAAACCUCGUCUCUAAGCUCAUAAAAGAUGUCGAGGGCACUAUCAGUGGCCGACAUGGGUUUGUAUCAGCGGUAACUGGAAUAGAAAGCAUAGGAAAAGGAUUGAUCCGAGACGGGACUCCUUUCGUCACCUUCCCUGUUAAGUACCGAUGCGUUGUUUUCAGACCUUUCGAAGGCGAGGUUUUGGAAGCUGUUGUCACACGGGUCGUUCAGAACGGAUUCUUCGCCGAAGCUGGCCCUCUUCAGCUUUUUGUGUUCAAUCAUGAGAUGCCAGAUGGUAUGGAGUAUCAGGCUGGUGACAUGCCUAAUUACACAUCAUCAGAUGCAUCAGUUAGGAUCCAGAAAGAAUGUGAAGUGUUACUAAAGAUCACAACCGUCAGUUUUGUUGCCAAUGAGAUCUUCUGUUUGGGUAGCAUCAAAGGAAAAAUUUUGGGGCUCCUUGACGAUCGUGCAUAA